GGGGCUUCCUCGAGUUCCGGAGUCGAGUCGCUGGCCGCCUUGGCUGGAGCGAGGAUGCAGCCGCCGCCCCGAAAAGUGAAGCCGGCCCAGGAGGUGAAGCUUCGCUUUCUGGAACAGCUGAGCAUCCUCCAGAGCCGGCAGCAGAGGGAGGCGGACCUGCUGGAGGACAUCAGAUCCUACAGCAAGCAGCGGGCAGCCAUUGAACGAGAGUAUGGGCAGGCACUCCAGAAACUGGCUGGGCCAUUCCUGAAGAGGGAAGGGCAGCGAAGCGGGGAGACAGACAGCAGGGGCAGGACAGUGUUCGGUGCCUGGCGCUGCCUGCUCGAUGCCACCGUGGCUGGGGGUCAAACCCGGCUCCAGGCGUCCGACCGAUACCGUGACCUAGCAGGGGGCGCAGGGCGGAGUGCCAAGGAGCAGGUGCUUAGGAAGGGAACAGAGACCCUCCAGAGGGCGCAGGCGGAGGUGCUGCAGUCUGUCCGGGAGCUGAGCCGAAGUCGGAAACUGUAUGGGCAGCGGGAGCGUGUGUGGGCCUUGGCACAGGAGAAGGCAGCUGAUGUCCAGGCCAGGCUGAACCGAAGUGAUCACGGCAUCUUUCACUCUCGGACCAGUCUCCAGAAACUCAGUACCAAGCUGUCUGCCCAGUCGGCCCAGUAUUCCCGGCAGCUGAGAGCAGCCCGCAACGAGUACCUGCUCAACUUGGUGGCCACCAAUGCCCACCUUGACCACUACUACCGGGAGGAACUGCCAGCCCUGCUCAAGGCCCUGGUUAGCGAGUUGUCGGAGCACUUGCGGGACCCCCUGACCUGUCUGAGCCGCACCGAGCUGGAAGCUGCAGAGAUGGUCCUGGAGCAAGCGCGCCAUGGGGGGCAGGCAGCCAGCCAGGUAAACUGGGAGCAGGAUCUGAAGGUGUUUCUUCAGGAACCUGGGGUGUUCUCCCCCACCCCCGCUCAGCAGUUUCAGCCAGCAGGCACUGAUCAGGUGUGUGUCCUGGAGGGGGAAGCAGGAGAAGUGGCUGGGGAGAGCGGCUUGGAGAAGGAGAUUCAGCGCUGGACCAGCAGGGCUGCCCGUGAUUACAAGAUCCAGAACCAUGGGCAACGGGUGCUGCAGCGACUGGAGCAGAGGCGGCAGCAGGCUCCGGAGCGGGAGGCUCCAGGCAUGGAACAGCGGCUACAGGAAGUGAGGGAGAGCAUCCGGAGGGCACAGGUGAGCCAAGUGAAGGGGGCUGCCCGGCUGGCCCUGCUGCAGGGAGCUGGCUUGGAUGUGCAGCGCUGGCUGAAGCCAGCCAUGACCCAGGCUCAGGAAGAGGUGGAGCAGGAACGACGGCUCAGUGAGGCUCGGCUGUCCCAGAGGGACCUGUCCCCGACGGCUGAGGACGCGGAGCUUUCUGACUUUGAUGAAUGCGAGGAGACGGGGGAGCUCUUUGAGGAGCCUGCCCCGCCGGCCCUGGCCACCAGGCCCCUCCCCUGCCCUGCACACGUGGUGUUUGGCUAUCAGGCAGGGCGUGAGGAUGAGCUGACCAUCAUGGAGGGUGAGUGGCUGGAGGUCAUAGAGGAGGGAGAUGCUGACGAAUGGGUCAAGGCUCGGAACCAGCACGGCCAGGUAGGCUUUGUCCCCGAGCGGUAUCUCAACUUCCCGGACCUCUCCCUUCCUGAGAGCGGCUGUGACAGCGACAAUCCCUCGGGGGCAGAGCCCACAGCAUUUCUGGCCUGUGCCCUGUACAGCUACACCGGACAGAGUGCAGAGGAGCUGAGCUUCCCUGAAGGGGCCCUCAUCCGCCUGCUGCCCCGGGCCCAGGAUGGCGUGGACGAUGGUUUCUGGAGGGGAGAAUUUGGAGGCCGUGUGGGGGUCUUCCCCUCCCUGCUGGUGGAGGAGCUGCUUGGCCCUCCAGGGUCAACUGAACUCUCCGAGCCUGAGCAGACGCUGCCAUCCCCUUCACCUCCCAGCUUCUCCCCUCCUGCACCUGCCUCGGCCUUGGACGGCCCCACCGCACCUGUCCUGCCUAGAGCCCUGGACUGCCCUGGACCCCUGGACAUGAUGGCACCUCGACUCAGGCCGAUGCGUCCACCGCCUCCCCCGCCGGCUAAAGCCCCAGAUCCUGGCCACCCAGAUCCCCUCACCUGAAGGCCCGGGGAGUCACUGCCCACAGUGAUGCCAUUGCCCCGUCUCCAUGCUAUCAGAGACCACCCCCUCGAUGAUCCGGAACAACACAGCCCAAAGCUGGAAUCUCCCCCACGUCUACUCUCACCUGUAGGGGUAGAAACGUCCCCUUUCCCCAUUUGGGGGCAGAACCCCCAGUUUCCCCCCUUGUCCUCCCGACAUCACUCAGGCUGGAGCUACUCCUUUCUCUUCCUCUGCCACCUGUCUUAGGUGGGGAACUAGCCUGGGAUCUCUGAUGCUGGAGCCCAUGCCCCAAGGUCCGGAGUGGCUGUGGCCCAUCUCUUUCCACCUGGCUCCAUGAGCCACCCCAGUCUGGCUGCUGGAGAUGCUGGGUGGGGCUGGGAGGGGAGCAGGCCUUGGGAAUCAGAAGGAGCUGGAGCCAGUAUGCAAAGCAGCUGUGAUGGUCUGAGCAGAUUUAUUGACAGUGAAUAAAGGGCACGAAGGCCAAGGCAGGACCUGGGCCUGUUGUGCCAAGAGGGCAAGGGACCUACGGUGCUAUUGCUUUAGGGGCCCACCAAGGGCAGGGGCCCGCUCCCAGCUGCCACGCUCUAGCAUGUGGAGCGGGGUGUUGGGCAAGGAGGGCCAGGCGGCCUGUUGGCCAGGGAAGGGGGAGGAGGCUGAGGGGCUGGGGAUGGGUGAGGCUUCUCCUGAGGUCCCCCAGCCUGACGCUGUGCCAUUCCAGGUGGAAGCAGAGCUCGUCCUUCAGCUAGGGGGCAGCGCUGUCCAGCGGAGGGGAGGGCCUUCACGCCCACCUGCCCCCGGCCCUGCCAGCUGGUGGUCUGUCAGGGUGAUGAGAAAUGGGGCUUGGGGGAGAGAGAAAGGGUAACAGUGCGGCUCCUGUUCGGUCUGGGUCCCAGCUUCUCCCCAGGAGCUUCAGGAGCUUCCCUGUUCCCUGGAGCAGGUGCCCACUCCCACCUCCAAAGCAAGGGAUGUGUAGCAGAGGCUAAGUGUGCCCAUCACCCUGAGGGCUCAGGGGACUGAGGGGCCUGAAUGUUUUAAUUGGGGUAGGACAAUGCCAUUACCUGAUCUGGGGCUCAGGCAGACUCGCGUCACACACCCCCUGUUCCACGUGGCAGAGACACCUGAGCCAAGAGGAGGGGUCACUUCAGUGCCCCCCAGGGAAAGAGGCGAUCAGAGCUGAGCCUGCUGCUGCCUUGGCCAUGUCUUCAUACCUGGUAAUCUGAGGUGUCCGGCUUGCUCGGCUGUCCGUUUGCCUCUUGCCUGGGCAGUCCUGGGCUUGGUCCCCUCCCUCUGGCCCCUAGUGUCAGCUCUGCAGAGGCUCCAGGGUUCCCCUCCAGUGUACAAGGGACUCGGCUGCUGUCCCUAAGUCCUCCAUUCUGCACUGGGGGACUGGCUAGGGCCUGCGGCUGCGGUGCCUCAGCAGGCAGCCUCUCUGUGGCAGGCAUCCCUGCCCUGGGCUGCCCUCCUCCAGACCCCUGGCCACCUCCUGGGUCCUGCCCCCCACCAGAGCCCCAGCUUCUGUCUGUGGGGGAGCCAUCGCGAUGCUCAUGUGACCCAUAGCGCUUCUCAAUGUGUGUCACCCGGAACCUAGAGGUGGGGAGACAGAAGAGGAGCUCAUUGCCACAACCCCGAGUGCUGGGCCCUCCCCUCUGACCAGGGACAUCCUGGGUUUCAUGGCCACUUCCCUCUGGCCCAGGGCAGAGCAGGCCUUGUCGGAUGGUGGGCCUGACUCCUGCUGGAGGUCCCAGUCCAGGAGGAAAGAGCUGGGGCUCACCUUUGGGGUCAGGUGUCUGAUCAUCGGGGCCCCCACCUCAGGCCCUGUUUCCCGGGGACACUCUAGCCCUACCUGCCCACAGAGAACACAGUGGUCUCCCCAGGCCGGGGGCGGCUUUUCCCUUCCUUGGAGCGUCCCUGCCGGACAAGCGGGGGCCUCUUGUUGCGGCUGCAGUGGAUGCAAGGGGCCGCAGAGCCCAGGUGCACUGUGUGAUGAUGGGAAGGGGCUCCGUCUUGCAGGCUGGAAGUGGCAUCCACACUGGACAGUAGGGAAGAGCAGAGCAGGAAUGUUGUCUCCGUUUCCCUGUCUAUCCCAUUUCCUACUGUCUUCACAUCUCCAAGGCCCCUAAAACCCAACGUGUUCCUUCUUGUCUUUAUCUAAUAAACUCGAU
Molecule: messenger RNA, 4283 nt
Organism: Lepus europaeus (European hare)
Lineage: Eukaryota; Metazoa; Chordata; Mammalia; Lagomorpha; Leporidae
Gene: FCHSD1
Product: FCH and double SH3 domains 1
Exons: 20
Coding region: 55-2121 (688 amino acids)
Biological process (GO): neuromuscular synaptic transmission; regulation of actin filament polymerization
Cellular component (GO): neuromuscular junction; recycling endosome
Molecular function (GO): protein binding
Source: RefSeq, a predicted model, not a curated record